Molecule: messenger RNA, 6126 nt
Organism: Bombus huntii
Lineage: Eukaryota; Metazoa; Arthropoda; Insecta; Hymenoptera; Apidae
Gene: Set2
Exons: 13
Coding region: 248-5578 (1776 amino acids)
Biological process (GO): regulation of DNA-templated transcription
Cellular component (GO): chromosome; nucleus
Molecular function (GO): histone H3K36 methyltransferase activity; protein binding
Source: RefSeq, a predicted model, not a curated record
CCUAAACAAACCGUAAAUCAGCUACGAAAAUAUUCGCUAGGACAAAAGUUAUCGUUUCAUUUAUAGCAAAGGUGAUGAUUGUAAAGUGAAACAAUCAACGAGGACAAGGAAAGAUAUCUAUAUUACCUCAAACUUCUAUCAAUAGAAAAUCUAAUAAUUGUAAAAAAAUGUGUAUUAUUAAAAAAUGUCGAUGAAAUAUUUUAAACAAUGAUUGUAAUUCAGUUAAAAAAAGCAGUUUUAGGGACAUAUGAUUAGAAGAAUACAUGGAAUCAAAAUGGCACGUAGACGUAAAAGUGAAAUGAAAUCAUCCGUAAAAACAUCACUUAAAUAUGUACCUGUUCGAAAAUCUAGUAGACAAAUAGCCAAAAAGCAAUUAGAAGAAAAAAAGAUUAAUGGAGAUGUUUUACAAAUAUCUUACUCAAACGACUCAGAAGAUAGUAAAAGUACCACAGAAUACCAAACCCAAGUACUUCCAAAAAAGAAUCAAAAUUCUUUAAGGAAGCAUAACAAGCAUAAGAACAUUUCUAAUAGUAAUGUACUUGCAAUUAAUGAAGAGUGUUCAUAUUCCACAACAUCCCAGUAUAAAAAAGAUGCUAGUGAAAGUGAUAGUCAAGAUGGAAUAGACAUCAUAGUUGAUCAAUCUAAUAAACUUAGUCCUGAAGAUGUUCAACAAGUAGUUGUUGGUAAUCCAAAUAAAGAAAUUGUAACUGAAUCUGAUUCUGCUGAAAUCGAAAUAUGGCCAGAAGAUGUAAUAGAAGAAACUGUAAUAUGCGAAGAGAUGGAAGUUAAAGAAGAACUUAAGGGUAGUGGUUGCAGCUUAAAACAAAAUGACAAUGUAAUUGUAAAAGAAGUACUAGUUGUAAACACUCCCUCUUUAGAAACAAAAAAUUUUGUAGAAUACACUGUGAUACAAAAUGAGAAUGGCAUGGAAUCCAUGUUAAUAGAAUCUGAUUCAAGAAAUACACCUACUAAUGAUUGUUACUGCAAUAUGCAAAGUGACGUGUGUAAUUUACAUAAAACAGGGAAUUCCAUGCCAGCCUUAUGUAUAGAUGUGCCAAUGACUUCUAAUGACAGAAAUAACAAAUCAACUAAUUUAGAAAAAUCAUAUACUCAUAGUAAGGAUAUAAUUAAUGAUCAAGGAGACCCAUAUGCAAAUAAAGAUGCAUAUACAAAAAAGUUGCAAACUUUAUCUAAAGAUGAUGUGUUCUGUAAGAUAGAUAACAAAUUAGCAGAUAUGCAAAUUAGUGAACCUUCAAAAGAAAUACAAAAAUUAGUUAAUGAUUUAUCCAAUACAGAAAACAUAAUGUCUCCAUUACAAAUUGCUGGAAACACAGAAAAGGUGAUACCAAUGAGUGUUGAUGAAGAAAGCAGUUCCUCAAUACUAGAUAAAAUGGAACAACUGCAUCAAUCAAAUAACUCUGCUAUAUUGGUUGAUAUUGUAGAGAAAAGUAUUACAGAGUUAAAUAAUGAUUCUUGCAAUGAUAAGGUAGACUAUACAAAUCAGCAUUUAUUAAAAUCAAAAGUAUUAUCAGAUAAAAAAAAUGGAAAUCAACGUAAAACAGUACAUUUGCAACAAGUUAAUGAGGAAUUGUAUGGUGAUAGUGAAGUGGAUAGCAAAAUUGAUGGGGAAGAUACAAAACUAUCUAGUAGCAGUGAUAAUAGUAAUGAUACACUAUUAUCUAUGAGUAACUGUAAAUUAACAGAAUUUGAUACAAAAUGUAAUAAUAAUUCAAAUGAUAUUGAUAAAAAGGUUGAGUUUAGAAGCAGAAGUGGUAGCACUGACACAACAGGUUCAGAAAGUGGAUCAAAUAGUUCUGGUGUAAGAAGGAGUAGUAGAAUUAGGUCAAUUGGUUUAAUGAAACAAAGAUCACGAGGACGUGGUUUAGUUAUGAAACCUAAUGUAGAUAUUGCAAAAACAAGCGUUCAACAGGAACGAGAAAAAGUAGCUAAUAAUGUUGUUUCAAUUGCUCAAGAAAUGAAAAUGGAUAAUAUAUCUGAAUCACAAUUAGAUAAAGAAACUAAUAUCAGUAAGACAGUAAAUACAUUUGAGUCUCUUACAUUGCUAGCAACAACUUGUAAUACUACAGGCUACGAUUCAGAUUCCUCUAAACCUGUUAAAGUAAAAUCUCGUUGGCGAAGAUCAAGUGAACUUGAAAUGGGUGGAUCAAAUACAGGGACUGUAUCUACAUCAGCAAUUGGAUCUGUAUUUGGAACUAUAAUUGCAAAUAUAUCUGAAUCUGGAUCAUGUUCAACUAUUAAAACCACAAGUGGAUCCUUAACAGAUAUUAAUUCUUCAGAUUCUCCAUCUGGAUCAGCAACAAUUACAAAUUUUCAAUCUAAUACAGAGACAGAACAAACAAAAGAGGUAUCGACAUCAGUUAACAAUAAUAAUAUUGUGCAAAUUCCAAAAACUGUGGGUGCAAGAAUUUUAUUACCUAUGGUUUCUGAAAUAAAAGACAGAGAAAUGGAAGAAAGGCUAAGUCAGUUUGAAUAUUUGCGUGAAAAUUUAUAUUUGACAGAAAGAUACACAAAUAAGGAGACGAAGAGAAUGGUAUGUGAUUGCUUUUUAACAGAGGAAGAAAUUGAAAGAGGAGAACUAGGUUGUGGAGAAGACUGUCUAAAUAGACUUCUUAUGAUAGAGUGCGGCCCUCGAUGUGUAGUAGGUGAUCGUUGCACAAAUAAAAGAUUUCAAAACUGUGAAUAUGCAAAAUGUGAAGUAUUUAGAACAGAAAAGAAGGGAUUUGGAUUACGAGCUAUGGUUGACUUGUUAGCAGGAGAAUUUAUAAUGGAAUAUGUAGGUGAAGUAGUUGAUCCAAAAGAUUUUCGACGUAGAGCAAAAGAAUAUUCAAAAGAUAAAAAUAAACAUUAUUAUUUUAUGGCAUUAAAAUCAGAUCAAAUCAUAGAUGCAACUCUGAAAGGAAAUGUUUCUCGAUUCAUAAAUCACAGUUGCGAUCCAAAUUCUGAAACUCAAAAAUGGACAGUGAAUGGUGAAUUGAGAAUUGGCUUUUUUAAUAAAAAAUUUAUAGCUGCUGGUGAAGAAAUUACAUUUGACUAUCAUUUUCAACGUUAUGGCAAAGAGGCACAAAAAUGUUUUUGUGAAGCACCCAAUUGUCGUGGUUGGAUUGGUGAAACGCCUGAGGAAGAAAAAGAAAAGAUUGAAAAGAAAGAAAAACGUGAGAAAGAUAUGAAGAAAAAGAAAGGUGAAAAGAAACAAGCUGAUUAUAUGGAAGAUGAAGAUUUGGAGGAAGAAAUAGAUAAACUAUGCUCAGGUGGUUUGAAAAAUAGAGCCCAUACAUUGACAUUAAGUAGAUUAAUGGUACGUAGCAGGGAAUUAGAACACAGAACACGGCUUUUACGUCUCAUACAAAGCGGAGAACAGCCAUGUCGAAGAUUAUUUUUGGAUUAUCAUGGUUUACGCUUGAUUUGGAGUUAUGUUAUGGAUAUUUCUACUAAUGAUUCUGAUGAAGCACAACAGUUUCGACUAGAAGUUUUGAAAACCCUAAAUACACUUCCAAUCCCCAAUAAAACAAUGUUAAUGGAUAGUAAAAUUUAUAAUGUGGUAGAAAAAUGGUCAAGACGAUUGUAUUUUUCUUUGAGUGGAGAUUCUCCUGAAGAUGAUCAAGGAAAAUCAAAAUCAAAUAGUGAUGAAUUGCCAGUUAAUUAUGACAGCAAUGAAAAAAGAAACUCUUAUUCAUUGACUGAUAUAGAAAAACAAGAAAAUAAUAUUGAAAUUACUGACAUAAAAUCUGAUAACACAGAUCAAAAUCUUAUUCCUGAAUUAGCUUUGAGUCUUUUAGCUGAGUGGUCAAAUUUAAAAGAAGUUUUUCGUAUACCGAAAAAGGAAAGAAUUGAACAAAUGAAAGAACAUGAGAGAGAAGCAGAUCGUGGAUACAGAGAAGAAUUAGAAAAAGAUGAAAAAAGAGGAACGUCGUAUGACAGGCAUAGAUCUGAUAGAUAUGGGAGAAACGAAGUAGAGAAACGUGGGGAUAGAAGACGAGGACGAGAAUCUCCAGAAUCUGAACAUACUCGAACAAAAGAUAAGAGAAUAGAAGAAAGAAGUAGCUUAGUUCCAAUUCCGCGAAUGACGAAAUACGAGCGCAGGCAAUUAUUUGCUUUAAAAGUAGCUAAAGAGGAAGAAGAACGACAGCGUCGUCAACAGCAAGAAUCGUGGCAAGAUCAUGAAACUAGAUGUUUGGCAUUAGGUAUAGAUCCUCAUACCACGGCUAUGGUAGACCCACAAACAGGAUAUCCUGUUUUUUACAAUCCAUCAAUUGGACAAUGGCAACAAUAUCCUACACAAGAUGGAGAAAUAAAUCAGCAAUGUACUUCAGUGUAUGUAGCUGGACCACAGGCAGUAUCUAGCCAUACUCAAUCCGGAAUGGUACCGCAAAGUUCACAUGUCCUAGCACCAUCAAUUUCUUCUGAAAUAUCACCUGGCAUGUCGAGCAACAUACCUUCAGGUGUACCUCCAGUGGUCUACACGUUAAGUCAAACGCCUGUAUAUAAUCAAAGCACAACAGCUUAUUCUUUACUGUCUCAUUGUCAUCAACAAUACCCUGAGGGCCAAUUGCCACUCUCGAAUAAUUUAGUUUCUAGCGGAACAUCGGUUCCGCUCCAAACCGAAUCUCUUUACGAACAUAUUGAAAAGCAGUCAGACCAACAAUUUUCUGCUACAUUCAGACAAUCGCAGCCUGAAGCACCUCCUAUAGAUUUACCACCCAAAUGGAAGAGUGCAACUGAUAGUAGAGGCAGAACAUAUUAUUAUCAUGUAAAAGAACGAAUAUCGCAGUGGUUGCCUCCUCCGCCAGAUCAUAUUGGAGUUCAACCAGAUUCGUCAUCGACUUCAGAAUCUAGUGAAGAAUCUAGUUCAUCCAACGAAGAAGAUGAAGAAAUUGACGAAGACAAUAACGAAGAAUCAAGAAACGAAGAGUUAAGCUUAAAUAACACUUUGAUAGAAAAAUCAUUAAAUGGUUCUAAGCAUAAUGUACCUAAAAAAAGUGCGGUUCAUAAUAUAAGCGGAUGUUCAGGUCUUUUUCCGGAAGGCAAGAAAAGAAGAGAGGGUUUAGUUCAAGAAAGAAUUAUUAGCCCACGUCGAGAAGAAGACCGUAUGGAUCACAAAACGCACAAAGGAAUAAAGGAGAAAUUACGACGUCAAAAAGAAAGAGCCAAGUUUAAAGAACACGUUGAGAAAAUACGAAGACAUCGCCGUAGUAACAAAUCUAAAUCGCAUUCACGACAUAGUUUAAAUAAAUUACAACUACCGUCGUCUGAUUUAUCCACAAUGUCAGAGAGAAAGAUUAAAGAUACUUUUAGGAUAAAUAUGGCGAAUGUCAUGGUACAUUUUUUGAAUCCGUAUAGGAAAAACGAUUGUAAACAAGGUAGAAUAACAAAUACGGAAGAUUUUAAACAUCUUGCUAGAAAGCUUACACAUUUUGUACUUGCAAAAGAAUUAAAACACUGUAAAAGUGUUGAUGAAUUACAAUGUAAUGAAAAUGUUAAACACAAAGCUAAAGAUUUUGUACGUAAGUAUAUGAGUAAAUUUGGCGCAGUUUAUCAGAAAAGCACUGAUGAAGAUUAAUUAUGUAACUUAUGACAUGAAAUUGUUAUUUAUUAUACGAAUCCUUCACUUUGAACAUUGUAAUAUAUCUACUAAAAAAAAUAUAUCCAAGUAAUGCCUGUAUGUAGAUAUAUAUAUCUGUAAUUAUCAUUAUUGUAAUAUAGAUGAAUUUGUACAUGCUUCAUAAACAUUCUGGUAAUUUAGCCAUUAAGAAAUUAGGAAAUUUCUAAUUUCGUAUAUUCAAUGUAUAAACUUUAUAUUUUCAUUUGGUAGAUAAUAAUAUGUAUGUUAUAUCUUUAAAAAAAAAUGCAUUUUAUGUCCUGCUAUAAUGUACAUCUUGCAUAAUUAUAUUAAGUAUUGAUUUUGCCUUUAAUUAUCAGUUUUAAAAAAUGACAUUAAAUAUUGUAUUGUGAAAUAAUCAAUAUCAAAAGUCUUAAAUAUUGUACAUAAUUAUAAAUUGUAAAAGAAUUUUUAACUGUUUCAUAAAAGUAAGUUGCAAUUAUUAUCUUCUUAAUGUGUAUAAAAAGCAAAUGAAAUUAAAAAUAAUAAAUUUUGCAUUUACAAACUUA